GACUUUAUUUGUCUUAUUAGCAGGCUGAUGCUCAAUCGCACAAGAUGUGAUGACCAUCUAUUCAAAAUUGACAUAGUCAAUAGCCUUUCAUGUACAUCGCCAUAAGACCAUGGAAAUCAAAUUUUGCACACCUAGUCAUAUCGGUGUAUUGGGAAACGACCAAGCUGAUCGAGCGGAGAAGUCUGCUGCUUCUGCACCUCUAUUCUGCACCUAUGCAUCCAAAUGCUUAUCAUCACUGCACGUUAUUGGUGAAUGCAAACAAAACCCAUUUAGGAGAUUCUCUUGUUAGAGAAGAGGCAACUUAUAUAGGCAAAGCCACGGCUUCGAAAAAGUCUGCCAUUAAAAAUUUAUGUGAUGUUAAUAGCACCGUAAAUAUAGCGCAGCUACUGUCGGAAAUUGGUUAUGAAUUUUUACGCACUUCAGCCACAGAACUGGAAGAUGGCGGCAAUAUUCAGACCAUGAAACAGAGGGGAUUUCAACUCAUAAAUCCAACAGAAAAGUGGUUUCCAGAAAUUGAUGUUUUGCGUCAUGAAUUUAGUUCUUGGGAAUGGAUCGUUGGAAAAACGCCUACCUUUAGCGUUGAAAAAGAAUUAGCUCUGAAGACGGACGGCGAUAAACAGUUAAUAAUGAAAUUGAGUGUCGGCGUCGAAAAAGUAAGAAGUGCUCCUAGCUUUUGAAAUCCUGUUAACAUCCUCUGUUUCCUUCUUCAGGGUUUAACGGCCGAUAUCAACAUUGUGAUGCCUAAUGGGGAUAGAUUGCCGGUUAUAACCCAAUUCCAAAACAAAAGCUUUAACGAGAAAAAUUUGAACAAUAUAGUUGGCGCUCUUAAGUUGGCUUCGACGGACAAUGUUAAACAAGCUAUUAAUGGCUUAUAAGGGCUAUGUCUAAAUUGUACUUUCGACAGCUUUAUGUUUGUUUACUUUUACGACAAUUUGCGAAAAAUAAAGAUGCAAUGUCUUCAUUUACUUUUUUUUUUAAACAUUAAUUAUUCCUCUUAUGUAAGUUAGUUUCAAACAGAUUUUCUGCA
Molecule: messenger RNA, 1027 nt
Organism: Glossina fuscipes
Lineage: Eukaryota; Metazoa; Arthropoda; Insecta; Diptera; Glossinidae
Product: lipoyltransferase 1, mitochondrial-like
Exons: 2
Coding region: 90-677 (195 amino acids)
Biological process (GO): protein lipoylation
Cellular component (GO): mitochondrion; cytoplasm
Molecular function (GO): lipoyltransferase activity
Source: RefSeq, a predicted model, not a curated record